AUGAUAUUCCGCAUAGCAAUCAAUAUUAAGGAUACACCUGUCCGAGAUGGACGGAAAGGAAAAGCACCAUGGCUCGGUGUUCUACUCCGCCAUCCCUCGUCCGCCGACUCUGCCUGCUCAUGGACCGUCUUCCUUCUGGACCAGCUGAUGACAUACAUAAUCCUUGUUGCCGGAACAGUGUCGACGGAGAUACUGUAUUUGGCAUACAAGGGCGACGUGAAUGUUACAUGGAGUGAAGCUUGCAGUGUCUUGGACACCUUCUGCCGACGAGCCACCACCUCAGUCGGGAUCACCUUCGGCUCGACGGUUUGCUAUGUGCUGCUCUCCCUUGUCUCGUCCUAUCGCCUUUUCAGCACCUUUGCAGCCCCCCUCCCCUUCCUGAGCAGCAAGAGCCAGGAGAUAGCAGCCUUCCCUAGCUGAACACCGCCAUUAAGUUUUCCCCUGCUUAUCUAUAUAGUCUGUGUUAU
Zingiber officinale is the source of this 467-nucleotide messenger RNA. RefSeq names its product CASP-like protein 2A1. The record is from RefSeq and is a predicted model, not a curated record. Lineage: Eukaryota; Viridiplantae; Streptophyta; Magnoliopsida; Zingiberales; Zingiberaceae. The transcript has 2 exons. The coding region runs from base 1 to 420 and encodes 139 amino acids.